AUGCUCUUCGAUGAGGAAAUAUAUGCUGAUCGGUUAUCAGAAGAGGGUAAUUGCUCUGAUAGUGAAAGUGAUUCGGACAGUGGGAGCGAUAUAAUUGUGAGACGAUUCAAAAGUAAGGGAAGACAAAUAAUUAGUGAAUCUGAAAGUGAUGAAGAGAAUUCUGUGGCAAAUGAUUGGUCAGAAGUUGAUUUUAAACCUAACUUUCAUGCUUGUCCGGAACGGUUUGGGUUACAGAAUAAUGAUAACGACAAUGCAUCAACAAAGAAUAAAGCUUGGAUUGAUACAAAUGCUGUAGAAAUGAAAAAACGUUUGGGUCUUGUUAUCCUAAUGGGAAUAGUAAGAAAACCAGAACAAGACGAUUAUUGGUCUACUCACCCUGGAUUACAUACACCUAUUUUUGGGAAUACUAUGCCAAAGAACCGAUUUCGGCAGUUAUGGAAGUAUUGGCACUUCAGUAAUAAUGAGCAUCGCCAAGAAAGGCUUGAUAAAAUAAAAUCACUUUACUCGUACUUGGUAGAAAAGUUUCAAAAAAUUUAUAAAUCCGGGAAAGAAUUAUCGCUGGAUGAAGAUAUCAUUCCAUGGAGGGGCAGGCUAUCUUUUCGUAUAUAUAAUCUUGAGAAAAUUAUAAAGUAUGGAAUUUUAGUCCUUAUGGUGUGUGAGGCGACAUCUGGUAAUACAUGCAAUUUAGAAAUAUAUUGCGCGCAAGGAAAAUCGCUAAUUGCGACAAUAUUGUCUGUGUUAUCGCCAUAUUUAAAUUUAUGGCACGAUGUACAUAUGGACAAGUACUACAAUAGUGUAAAGGUUGCAGAGGAGUUACUAAAGCAUAAAACAAACAUCUGUGGCACAAUUAACCGCGAUUCAAUUCACCUAUAG
Molecule: messenger RNA, 873 nt
Organism: Stegodyphus dumicola
Lineage: Eukaryota; Metazoa; Arthropoda; Arachnida; Araneae; Eresidae
Product: piggyBac transposable element-derived protein 4-like
Source: RefSeq, a predicted model, not a curated record